Molecule: messenger RNA, 801 nt
Organism: Saccostrea cuccullata (small rock oyster)
Lineage: Eukaryota; Metazoa; Mollusca; Bivalvia; Ostreida; Ostreidae
Exons: 2
Coding region: 1-801 (266 amino acids)
Source: RefSeq, a predicted model, not a curated record
AUGUAUGUGUGUCUUCUCUUUAAUACUAGUCACAAAGAGAGAGUGGUAAUAAGGGAGAAGAAAUACAGACAAAGUUUAAUGCAGUACUGUGUGGGAGUACCACCCCUGUGUGAAGCUGAUUUUACCUCUAUGAAGAAAAGCAUCAGCAGCAGUUUUCCUCCAUUAGGUCCUCUUCUCAACACCUUUGAAAACAUUGGAUGUGUUGAAAGCUGCCCCCCAGAGCAUCGUCCUCUGUUGGAGCUUCUGGCCAGUCCAUCACCUGCAUGUGCUCUUAUUCCGUACAAUGCAGUUAAUGAACAGAUCCUUUCUAAGAUUUUUGGGUCUCCAAAAGACAUAUCAAGGGAUGCAGAACUUCUGAACAGUAUUCAAAUUAACAUUCCUUUACUUUUUGAAAUACUUAGAUCUGUGUCAUUUGAAAUUUCUCCCGAGUAUAAAGAGAUAAUUUCCACAGUAUUUACCAAAUCCAAAGCUACAUUUCCUAAUCCAAGUACAUCAGACCAGUUUCAUAAUCCAAAGACCGAAGAUUCUGUGACAGAGGAAGAGUUAGACAAUGCCGCUCAGACUGCCUUUUUCCCAACGCUUGAACCGAUCCGUCAGAGGGGAAGGUAUACAGCAGACAAAGGAAAGUUUAAUGCUGAAAGCUGUAGGAAAGAUUCCACUAGACACCCAACACUACUGCCAGGGAUUUUCACUGUCUUUUGUCAACAUGGAAUUUGCUAUGGAUUCCAGAUAAUGGAGAACAACGAAUCACCCAAUGUUCCAUUUACCUUCAUAAGAACGAGGUUUUUAACAGGUGUGUAA